AUGUACAAUAAUAAUCAAAACCACCAUAAUAACGAUAACAAUAUGAACAAAGAUGAACCAACAACAAUUUACCCAGAAUUUAUAUCAAUUUCAAAUGAGAUUAAAACUAAUGGAUCAACCAAUUCUUAUUUAAAUAAUAUUAGAAGGGAAAUGCUAUCAAUGGUUAAUAGUGGUAAUAAUAAUAAUAAUAAUAAUAAUAAUAAUAAUAAUAAUAAUAAUAAUAAUAAUAAUAAUAAUAAUAAUAAUAAUGACAGUAUAGUUAUAAAUAUGGACACAAUUAAUAAUAAUAAUAAUAGUAAUAAUAUUGAUAUUAAUAAAAGUGGAUACAGCCAAAUUAGUAAUACAACAUCAAAUGAUAAUUUAAAUAAAACUUUACUUGGAAAUAAUGAAAUUUCUCAAAUUAAUGAUAUAGAUGAUGAUUCUUCACCAGAGUGCAAACAAAGAAAUCGUUCAUUUUAUACUAACAAUAAUUAUUUAUUAUUAAAAAAAAAAAAAAAAAAAAAAAAUUAUUAA
Molecule: messenger RNA, 513 nt
Organism: Dictyostelium discoideum AX4
Lineage: Eukaryota; Evosea; Eumycetozoa; Dictyosteliales; Dictyosteliaceae
Exons: 2
Coding region: 1-513 (170 amino acids)
Source: RefSeq, a predicted model, not a curated record